Messenger RNA from Panicum virgatum (switchgrass), 1563 nucleotides. RefSeq names its product leucoanthocyanidin dioxygenase-like. The transcript has a single exon. Gene Ontology annotation, molecular function: dioxygenase activity. Bases 93 to 1214 code for a protein of 373 amino acids. NCBI's taxonomy places the organism in Eukaryota, Viridiplantae, Streptophyta, Magnoliopsida, Poales, Poaceae. The record is from RefSeq and is a predicted model, not a curated record.
AUCUAUCUCUCUCUCUCUCUCUCUCUCUCUCUCUCUCUCCGCAACACACAAACCAUUGAUAGAUAGUUGAUACCAAUACCAGUCACCGAUCCAUGGACAUGGCGUCGACGCUGCAGCUGCCGGCGCGCGUGGAGGCGCUCAGCGGCCUCUCCGCCAUCCCGCCCGAGUACGUCCGCCCCGCCGACGAGCGAGCCGACCUCGGAGACGCCUUCGACGUCCUGGCGCGCGACGACACCGGUACCGCGCCGCGGAUCCCCGUCGUCGACAUCUCCCCCUUCCUGCUCCGCGCCGACAACGAGGACCGCGUAGUGGAGGCCGUGCGCGCCGCCGCCGCCGACUGGGGCGUCAUGCACAUCGCCGGCCACGGCAUCCCCGCCGAGGUCAUGGACCGCCUGCGCGCCGCCGGCGCCGCCUUCUUCGCCCUCCCCAUCCACGCCAAGGAGGCCUACGCCAACGACCCCGCCGCCGGCCGCCUCCAGGGCUACGGCAGCCGCCUCGCCGCCAACGCCAGCGGGCAGCGCGAGUGGGAGGACUACCUCUUCCACCUGGUGCACCCCGACGCCCUGGCCGAGCACGCGCUCUGGCCCGCGCACCCGCCGGGCUACGUCGCCGCCACGCGCGAGUUCGGCCGCCGCAUCCGUGAGCUGGCCUCGGCGCUGCUGGCCAUCCUCUCCGCGGGGCUCCUCGGCCCCGGCCGCGGGGACGCGCUGGAGAAGGAGCUCACCGGCGCGGAAGGCGACGACCUGCGGCUGCAGCUCAAGAUCAACUACUACCCGCGGUGCCCGCAGCCGGAGCUGGCCGUCGGCGUGGAGGCCCACACGGACGUGAGCGCGCUGUCCUUCGUCCUCCACAACGGCGUGCCGGGGCUGCAGGUGCGCCACGCCGGCCGCUGGGUCACGGCGCGCGACGAGCCGGGCACCAUCAUCGUGCACGUCGGCGACGCCCUCGAGAUCCUCAGCAACGGCCGCUACACCAGCGUGCUGCACCGGGGCCUCGUCAACCGCGACGCCGUGCGCGUCUCCUGGGUCGUCUUCUGCGAGCCGCCGCCGGACGCCGUGCUGCUGCGCCCGCUGCCGGACCUCGUCACGCCGGACCACGCGCCCAGGUUCACGCCGCGCACCUUCAGGCAGCACCUCGACCGCAAGCUCUUCAACAAGGCAGCUGCUGCUUGUAUUGGUCACGACGAAGAGCAGCACCAGCAGAACGAGGAAUAAUGAGCCACCAUCCCCAUCGCCACCAUAUAUUAAUUAUUAUUGCAUCAUCCGGCCACGCAUAUAUUUAAUUAUAUUUCUUUUUGCAAACAAUUUUAUUUGAAAAAAAAUUAUCAUGCACAUAUACGAGUAUUCUUGUGCAUCAAUACCAUGAUCCAAGAUAUUAGUCCUUCCUCCGCCGGUCACGAAUGGAAUAAACAUCGAUGCUGCAGUGCAGGCCUCCACAUGGUAACUUUGAUCACUGUUACUUUCAAUAAAAAAAUAUGUAUCAUUAUGAACUACCUUUCUGUUACUUGUAUCGUUUUCGAAUAUUGAAACUUUUAAUAAAUAUAAGAGUUUUCUUCUCUUUGCA